AUGGGAAACCCACAGAUACUCUUACUCGUACCAUAUGGACUAGUUGUGUUACUUCACUUCUCAUGCUUCCUGAAGUUAACCUCAUCUUCCACUUCCAACUUCACAGAUCAAACUGCUCUUCUUGCCAUUCAAUCCAAACUCACAUUUGAUCCUACUGAAACUGUCUUGGGUGGCAACUGGACCACCAACACAAGCUUCUGUGAUUGGAUUGGGGUCUCUUGCGGUAAUCGAAGGCAAAGAGUCAUCGCCUUGGACCUGUCAUUUAUGGGCCUCCAAGGCACAAUUGCACCACACGUUGGCAACCUCUCCUUUCUGGUCUCAUUGGAUCUCCGAAAUAACAGCUUCUCUGGGUUCCUGCCGAAUGAAAUCAGCCGUUUACAUUGCUUGAAGGUACUCAUGCUGUAUGCCAACCAGUUGGAGGGAAACAUCCCUCCAACUUUGUAUCGCUGUGAAAAGCUUGAAAUUAUUAGCCUUGCAAUAAACAAGCUUAGCGGCCAUAUACCUGAAGAGUUGGCUUUCUUACCCAGACUUGAGCAACUAUUUCUUGGUCACAAUAAUUUUUCUGGUGGAGUUCUGUUACGAUCCCCAGGAUCGUAA
Messenger RNA from Rosa chinensis, 597 nucleotides. RefSeq names its product LRR receptor-like serine/threonine-protein kinase EFR. The transcript has a single exon. The record is from RefSeq and is a predicted model, not a curated record. Lineage: Eukaryota; Viridiplantae; Streptophyta; Magnoliopsida; Rosales; Rosaceae. Gene Ontology annotation, molecular function: protein binding. The coding region runs from base 1 to 597 and encodes 198 amino acids.